This is a messenger RNA of Aplysia californica (California sea hare), 683 nucleotides long. RefSeq lists its product as uncharacterized. The coding region runs from base 1 to 645 and encodes 214 amino acids. The record is from RefSeq and is a predicted model, not a curated record. NCBI's taxonomy places the organism in Eukaryota, Metazoa, Mollusca, Gastropoda, Aplysiida, Aplysiidae. The transcript has 4 exons.
AUGUCAAGGCAACCUGGGGAAAGCUGUUACGAUUUCUGGCGCCGGCUACAACGCAUUUGUUUCCGCUGGUAUGAGGUGGAGGACGUUGGCGGUAUCUUCGAAAAUUUGCACGAUCUCUACAUGAGGGAGCAGUUGGAAAUUGGAUGCGGCGUUCGAGUGAAAUCGCUGAUGAAAGAGGCAGAUAAUGACCUGAACCAGACGUUCCCUGACUUUAUCGGGCAAAUGUCCAAUAUGGAAGAGGAGCUGACAAAUAGCCAGUGUCUGCUACUUGUUGCGGGUGAGUUGGGCGCUGGGAAGAGCAGCGUUGUGAACCUUCUCCUAGGGCACACAAUCAUGCCUACCAGUGAACUCAGAUGUACUGCCGCUAUCGUGGAGAUCUCUUACGGCGCCUCGCCAAAGGCGAUCAUCACCUGGAAAGACGACAGCUCCGGACGCUCCAUUACCCCUAUCGUGCGACAGUGCGAUUCCAGGAUUGAAGAGGGCAAUUUCCUCCGGGACUUGGAGACUUACAUUAUCAAACGUGAUGUAGACACAGAUGAGAGUCCUUUUGAGAAAAUUCAACUCUUCUGGCCGAUUGAAAUGCUCAAGGUAGGUUUCAGUUCUACAAGUGCCCAUGUUGCUGGGUCUCAGCUACACCAAAAAUGAUAUGAUUGUUUGUGGAAGUACAUUUUCUAUCUUUCUGG